CUGAUAAAGCAAAAGCGAAAGUAGAAUACUAGGAAGGGUCGUUGUCAGCGAGCCCUGCAUUGUUUAGUAACCAUUAUUCCUACCGAUUAGGUAAACGCUAACAUCUAGCAUUCAUGUGAUAUUUCACAUACAGGCUCUGAUAAUCUAAUUCUGAAAGGAAUUUACAUGUGGAGUAUUCCUCCUUGUCUAUUCUCGCGAGAACUGACAGCGAUCAAAAGUAAUGUCAAGUCGCAAACGGAAGUGGGACGGUAAAUAUGUCGAGGUUGAUCCAUCCAAACGACGCAGAAGUGAAAGUUACUUUCAAGCAGGAUCACCCAACAGACACAACUUUCACCGCGGUGAUAGAUUCCCUGGAAGACCGUCGCAGAAAUAUGAACUGUUCUUUGGCUGGCAGUCACCUUUCAGUCAACACCACCCAGUCAAGUUCACAGUUGACGGCAAAGAAUUCAACUGUGCAGAGCAGUAUUACAUGUACAGGAAGGCAGCUCUUUUUAAAGACAAGAAUAUUCAGGAGAAGAUAAUGAAUUCCUGGGAUCCCAAGGAACAGAAGCGUCUGGGCAAGCAGAUCCAGAACUUCGACUUUGACACGUGGAUGCAGCACAGCAAGGAGGUCGUGGAGAAGGGCAACAUGGCAAAGUUUUCCCAAAAUCCCCACCUGAAGGAAAAGCUGUUUGCCACAGCACCUCGACUGAUGGUGGAGGCCAGUCCCUACGAUGCCACUUGGGGAAUUGCCUUACACAAGAAUGACCCCCGGGCUUGGGACGAGCGGACAUGGCAGGGUCAAAACCUGCUUGGACAAAUCAUCACCAAGGUGAGAGACAACCUGAUGAGACAAGACGGAGUUCUGGUUGGCGAAGAAGGGGGAAGUAUGGAAAAGACAGAUUACAGCUCUACAGGGGAUAGUUCAGAUGGGUUCCAAUGUACCAGUAAUGACAACAUGGACAGAAGAAGAGUGAGCUGGCAGAACUUACGUCAGGGAAGGGGUUCCGGACAAUUGGCGAGCAGCAGUGGGUGUCCAGAUGACCCUGGGCAGUUGUCACAGACAAGGGACAGUGACAACAGCGGACAAGAGGGAACAGGCAGGCAAAAGAAAAAGAAGAAAAAGAAGAAAAAGAAACGAAAAAACCAAAACAAGCCUUUUCCCAGACAGGACCGACCAAGAAACAUGGACACAGAAAAACAAGAGACACAUAAUCGAGGACAUUACAGCAGAGGGGAUAGUGAGAGGGGUGGGUAUGACACAGAGAGGCCCGACAGACGAGUAUAUCUUAAUGAAGAAGACAAAUAUAUAGGGAUGGUUGUCCGAGUCGACAAAGAUACCGUGUAUCAUUCGUGACCAACUCGUGUCCUUCCGACACAAGCCAAACCGAGACUAGUGCCCCUCUCGAAGGAUUCCAUAGUGGCGUUUGAACACGAGAACGACUUCCAACAAGAACGAUAACUCUUAUUCUACCCUCCCCUCCUCUUCUUCUAAUCUUUUUAGCGCUACGGUAGAGUUCGUUUGUUGUUGCUGCUGCUAUGGUAUUUUACCUCUCUGAUUUUAAAACAUCCUUUAAGAAGUAUGUCCAACAUACAAGUGAAGUUUACAAUAAAGAAUAUAACAAUGACUUACCUGAGAGUAAUAAUAUAUUUUUUUUAAGCUCUGUUUAACUGGAAUGAGGUAAGGCACGUUUUGGAAUAAAACAGAUCGAUGAUCAUGAUGUCAAUCACUGGAUUGUAUGGUCCAUACUAAAUUGUUUACAGACCGCCGUCAUAUAGCUGGAAAACAGCUGGGUGUGGCGUUAAACAAUAAACAAAUAACAAAUUCGCUGACCCAUGUGAUAUAUUUACUAAAAUGAAGAUGGUCGCAGGGCAUUAAGCCUCCUCUCUUAUUAUUAGUUGCAUGUCCAUUUUCUGAUAUCUAUCAAAGUACAAAACACAUUUGUCCAUAUUCCAUAAAUGUGAAAAUGAAGUUUACAUAGUGUUUUAAUUGUUGUUUUGUCGCUGUUGUUUUAAUAAAUGUGACAUAGCGUUCUUCAACACCAA
Messenger RNA from Haliotis rubra (blacklip abalone), 2025 nucleotides. Its product is annotated as N-glycosidase YbiA-like. Lineage: Eukaryota; Metazoa; Mollusca; Gastropoda; Lepetellida; Haliotidae. The transcript has 3 exons. The record is from RefSeq and is a predicted model, not a curated record. Bases 221 to 1336 code for a protein of 371 amino acids.